AACUCUCCUUCCCUGGGAUCAUAUAGUGCAGUUCUCGGCAAAGAAAAGUGACCACAGCCAAAGCCUAUGCAGCUCUGUGAGCGGUGGGACCGCGACCAAACGGACUCGGUUACCUUUAGCGACUGUUUACAGCCUGGAAAAGACACCGAGCGGAUCAGCGGGAUUCUAAGGAAUCAUUGUGGCUGCUGCUUUCUGGACACUUCAGUGCGCACGGCGGAUCUAUGAGGACGCAGGAAGGUUUUUCACACUCAACACCAGACAGAGGGAACAGGGAGUGAUUCACCCCCCUGCCUGCAGCCCCCAUGCCGGGCAUUAGCUCCUCCGCGCCUCGUUAUGAAAACUGGGACAUGGAACACCUCGACCACUACCAACAUUAUUUCUACGACGACCACCACGACCCGGAUGAGGAUUUCUUCAAGUCCACGGCGCCUAGUGAGGACAUAUGGAAGAAAUUCGAGCUGGUACCGACCCCGCCCAUGUCGCCUAUCCGGGCGGUGGAGGGGUCGGGCAGGGUCGGGAUGCUGUGCCCGUCUCUUGGGGACAAGCUGGAGUGGGUAUCUCAGUUCUUAGGGCAGGAGGACGAGCAGCAGCAGCAGCAGCAGGACUUGCCCUGCAAGCUGACCACAAGUAAUGACUCUUUCGGGAACUUGAGCUCCAUCAUCAUCCAGGACUGCAUGUGGAGCGGCUUCUCCGCAGGGCAGCAGCUGGAGAGAGUUGUAGGGGAGCGAUGCGCAUCCUGUCCCGGGACGGGGGCGGCUGCUAAAGUCGCUGCCGGGUCUGCCGUCCCAUCUCCUGGGAGGGCGCAGGGUGGCCCCGCCGACGCAGCGGCUCUCAGCGGACUUGCGGCAGACUGUGUGGACCCGGCUGCGGUACUCACUUUCCCGUUAACCGGGGGAUGCAAGAAACAAGUGUCCUCUGGUUCAGAGUCUCACACCGACUCAUCAGAUGAUGAAGAUGACAACGAUGAAGAUGAAGAGGAGAUUGAUGUGGUGACGGUGGAGCACAAGCAGCAGCAGCAGCGCAAACCUCGCCGUCUAGUCAACACUCGUAAACCGGUAACCAUCACAGUGCGAGCUGACCCCCUGGACCCCGGCAUGAAGCGUUUCCACAUCUCCAUCCACCAACAGCAGCACAACUAUGCUGCACCCUCCCCGGACACGCUCCCUCCGCAAGUCGAGCCUCCUCGAAAGAAGGUACGACAGGAGGCAUCCACCCAGGCCUCCCAGCCCCACCAGAACUCUCAUCACCAGCAGCCUCGGCCCGGCCACACCCCCCUAAACUUAGACAACAGGAAGUGUCAUGGGACUGUGGUUGGAGUCAGGUCAGAGUCACCUAACCUCAACGCCUCUUCUCCUACCUCCUCCACGUCGCCUUCGUCUCCUUCCUCCACAAGCUCCCACCCCCAGAGCUCCCCGUCAAAGCCCCACUACUUCCCACACCUCUCCAGCCCCCAAUCCUCCGACUGCGAGGACACGGACAAACGCAAGGCGCACAACUUCCUGGAGCGCAAGCGAAGGAACGACCUUCGCUCACGCUUCCUGUCACUUCGGGACGAGAUCCCAGGCUUAGCAGACUGCCCCAAGACACCUAAGGUGGCGAUCCUGACGCGAGCUACAGAGUACCUGCAACAGCUGCAUGUCAGCGAGAGGCAGAAGGCCCAGGAGAGGAAGCAGCUGAAAGCCAAGCAGCUGCAGCUGCUGCAGAGGCUGGCACACCUGAAACGAUCCUGAGCUUUGGGGUCACCACACAUGUACACUCACAGAACUGGGACGAGAUGAAGGACAAAAGACACUAAUGUUCACUUUGAAUUGGUCACGUUGGAAUAGUGCGGGUGGAUUUUUUUUGUUUGUUUUCUACUUUUGUGGUUUGCACAUUAGCUUCUGAGUGAUUGACAAGGUGGUAAGCCAGUCAGGACAGCAAGCUAGGGACUGAACCUAUGGGGCAUCUUACAGGCGGAUUAAUAUGUCCAUGGUUAUUCAAUAUAGAUUUGUUAAACUGUUAUAUUCCCCCUUGAAUAAAAAAAGUUUGAGACUGUUGCUUGCUACAAAAAGGCUUGUUUUAUAUGCAGCACGUUCUAGUGGAAAAACUGCUGCAACUGUGCCGAUUAACUGCUGCAUGGUCUGCUCAGAUGUCUCCUUGGUCGUGGUUGAGCGUGGUGUGCUUGCACAGCAGUGAUGUCUCUACUUUCUGUAUGUCAUCAGGCGAAAAGCAACCGUCAAGUUCCACUUCCUCCAAAUUUCACCCUCUCCUCUCUCCCCUGCUUCUUAGAGCUUGGCAUACAGCUUGUACACUUAUCAGGUUGGCCUUUUUUCCACUUUGAUUUCCCUUUUCUUUUUCCUAUUCUCCACAACAUCUAACCUCUCCCCUGAUUCUUGUCCACAAUCAAAGUUUCUGGCUUCAUGCUUGCUAAAAAUGGGAAUGUAGGGGGCUAUAGUGGGGCUGUACUGAGCCAUGCAACAAUAAUGUUACAUCUGGAAGGAUUCAAAUGUCCUAUACCUCUGAAAUAGCUCAGGUUAAGUCCUCACUUCAGUGCCUCCAGGUUUCCAUCCAUGACUUCAGCUGUUCUUUCUUGCAUCAUCAAUGUUUUACAGCAGCACCAUGUCCACAGUAACAGCCUGUUUUGUAGCAUUAUUUUGAGAAAUUCAGAACAUUUAUUGCCAUGCAGGCACUGUUUGAGAUUGGUCCUAUUUUCAAUCAACAUCUGCAAAAACACUAUGGAGAUCUUCACAAGAUUUAUCUCUAUCUGUGUUAUUUUUGUGCCAUGGAGAUCAGCUAAAAGGUGAAGAUUGGCUUCAAAUGACCCAUAAAAAUGUUUAAAAAAUGGCUAUAGUUGACUGUGUGUGUGUGUGUGUGUAGGCAACAUGAAAAACGUCAACUUAUGUCUGGAGAUGAAGCCCACAGAGUACCAGCUGUACAUUCCUUUCAUCUUGCUGUCUGAUAUUUGUGAAUUGAUUUUGUUUUUGCAUCUGAUGUAACGCCUAUAGAAGCCUUUUAAUGUACGUAGACUAUCCUGUUGGAUGAUAUGUAUAUAGUACCCUUACUGUACAGUCCCUUCCAAACCAAAACCAGAGCUGUCUACUAAACUCAUCCUAGUUUUUUUUUAACCCUGCGUCCUAAACCGGGGCAUGGCUUGCUGGCUUUUCAAAGAUAACUCAAAGCUUCUAUUUUUGUUAAUAAAAUGAUUAUGAAAAAGAGUCAAAAUAAAACACUCACUGAACAUUGAUCACACUAACCACUUUGUCACUACAUUUGUUUUUUGCAUUGCCUACUUGUUUUCUUUACUGUUUGUUACUUUUUCUGUCUCUGGGGUCUCUUUAUUUGUACAAGUCAGAGUUGACAAAAGUUUUAUACUAUAUUUUCCUACAGAGUUGUGUUUCAGUGUGAGCUAAUGACUGUUUUUUUAUUGUAGCUAGCAGGGCUUAACUGGUGGUUAUGUGCUGAAGAUUGCAUGCAUGGUCUGCUUUUUCUCUAUGGAGGAGAAAGCACCUGAACGCUCUUGUUUUCAAUCCAAUCACUCUAGCUGUAGCACUCUCUCAAAUCUGGCGCGGGUAGUGGCAAAGAGGAGGAGGAGGAGGAGGAGGGGGGAAUUAAGAGGAUCUACCGAUUAAACUUCUUGCUGUGCGUAGCCUUUAGUGACCCUAUUGUUAGCGCUUUCUCUCUGCUUUUUAGCCAGCCCGGUGCUCCCUACUGUCUCAUAAGCCAUGCACCAGAGAACACUGUAGCUUUGGAGCUAGUACUGUAAACGACUCGAUCACGAGUAGCAUGCCCUGCUCUUAGCAGCACUCAGGAAACUCCCAAGCACGCUGUAGCUCCUGUGAUAGGGCCACAGGCUGUGCUUGAGGUAAACACCUGCUAUGAUAUGCUGUACAUAUAACAUUAUGCUUGAUCAACAUGGAAGAAGGAGAACAUUCUAUCAGACGAAUCAUGAUGCACAGUACGUCAGGAUAUCAUUAUGAAUGUUUCUUUUUUCUUCUACUGCAUUACCUGUAUUGUUAUUCUGCCAAUUAUUCAGCACAAACCGCAGAUUGCCCUGAAGAUUAUUUAAUUUUCAGCAGUGGGGACCCUCAGUGGUGGUUUGCCCAUUUUUAUUUGAAUAGUUUGACCUAUGUUGGUCACUGGUCUCUGCUGUCGGCACAGUCAUGGUAGCAGUGAACGUUGCUUACUUACUUUGGGAGUUCAAAUUUGGUGAUUUUGGAGCCUUGUCAGCACUUUGUUUUUUUCUGUACCUCAUAAGCCUCUAUGUAUGAAGAGUAAGUCAGAAAAACAAUAAACUCAUGGUUUGACAUCAU
Notolabrus celidotus (New Zealand spotty) is the source of this 4289-nucleotide messenger RNA. It is a transcript of the gene myclb, whose product is annotated as MYCL proto-oncogene, bHLH transcription factor b. Gene Ontology annotation, molecular function: protein dimerization activity; RNA polymerase II cis-regulatory region sequence-specific DNA binding; DNA-binding transcription factor activity, RNA polymerase II-specific. NCBI's taxonomy places the organism in Eukaryota, Metazoa, Chordata, Actinopteri, Labriformes, Labridae. The transcript is spliced from 3 exons. The record is from RefSeq and is a predicted model, not a curated record. Gene Ontology annotation, biological process: regulation of transcription by RNA polymerase II. The coding region runs from base 303 to 1730 and encodes 475 amino acids.